Messenger RNA from Larimichthys crocea (large yellow croaker), 7000 nucleotides. RefSeq names its product immunoglobulin superfamily, member 9Ba (gene igsf9ba). The record is from RefSeq and is a predicted model, not a curated record. Bases 264 to 4643 code for a protein of 1459 amino acids. The transcript is spliced from 21 exons. Gene Ontology annotation, biological process: cell-cell adhesion. Gene Ontology annotation, molecular function: protein binding. Lineage: Eukaryota; Metazoa; Chordata; Actinopteri; Sciaenidae.
CAUUCUCACACUUGGUUUCACUAUGCGCUCGUAAAAACGGCUCCGUCUACUACAAACGCGGCGGUGCAGGUGCUCUGUCUCUUCGGGAGAGGAUGCGGAUGGAAGGACGGGGGAGGGAAGGGAUGAAGGGAAAAGCCACGAGGAAAGAAAAUAGGAUAUGAAAAAGGGGCUUUUGCUAAUGAGACCGUGAGGUGCAAGGUCGAAUAUGAGAGAUUGGUUGAACGGGGCACUUUGCGUGGUAAUAGCUGGUCGGCAAUAGUACUAUGAUUUGGUAUGUGGCCACUCUGAUAGCAAGUGUAUUCAGCACCAGAGGAACGGCCGCUCAAGGUGCCCACGGAGUGAGAGAGGAGCCCCGGUUUGUGACGGCGCGCGCCGGAGAGAGCGUGAUCCUGGGGUGUGACGUGUCCCCUCCCCUGGACGGCCAGCAGCCUCCCUAUGUGGUGGAGUGGUUCAAGUUUGGAGUGCCUAUCCCCUUCUUCAUCAACUUCCGCUUCUACCCUCCUCAUGUGGAUCCAGAGUACACUGGUAGAGCCUCUCUGCAUGGGAAGGCCUCCCUGCAGAUUGACCCAGUACGCUCCGAGGACCAGGGCUGGUACGAGUGCAGGGUCCUGAUGCUGGAGCAACAGUACGACACCUUCCACAACGGCAGCUGGGUGCACCUCACAGUCAAUGCCCCACCUUCAUUUACAGCGACGCCGCCACAAUAUGUGGAGGCGAAGGAAGGGGGAAGCACUCUGCUUAGCUGCUCUGCCCAGGGAAAUCCAAAACCAAUGAUCAGCUGGCUGAGGGACGGGGAGGAGCUCGCAACCAACGCAAAAUACUCGGUACAUGAUGGCAGUCUAACCAUCCUUGGCAUCACUAGAGAUGACAGAGGGGCGUACACAUGCCGAGCCUACAGUGACCAGGGAGAGGUGCUCCACACUACCCGUCUGCUGGUUCAAGGGCCUCCAUACAUCGUCUCUCCACCGGAAAACGUCACUGUCAACAUAUCCCAGAAUGCACUCUUCACCUGCCAAGCAGAGGCGUAUCCUGGCAACCUGACCUACACCUGGUUCUGGGAAGAGGAUAACGUCUACUUCAAGAAUGAUCUGAAGCUCCGAGUGCGCAUUCUCAUCGACGGCACCCUCAUCAUCUUCCGGGUCAAGCCGGAGGAUGCUGGGAAAUACACCUGCAGUCCGAGCAACAGCCUCGGUAUCUCGCCCUCGGCAUCGGCCUACCUGACUGUUCAGUACCCUGCCCGAGUGAUCAACAUGCCCCCGGUCAUCUACGUCCCACGGAAACUGCCAGGCAUCAUCCGCUGCCCGGUGGACGCCAACCCACCUGUGACAUCAGUCAAGUGGGAGAAAGACGGCUAUCCUCUCAGAGUGGAGAAGUACCCCGGUUGGAGCCUGAUGCCAGAUGGAAGUAUCCGGGUGGCGGAGGCCACAGAAGACUCCCUGGGCACCUACACCUGUGUGCCUUACAACGCCCUGGGUACCAUGGGCAUGUCCCCCCCUGCCACUUUGGUGCUAAAGGAUCCCCCUUAUUUUAACGUGAGGCCUGGGGGGGAGUACCGUCAGGAGGCUGGGAGAGAGCUAGUUAUCCCCUGUGCUGCUUCUGGAGACCCUGAUAUACCAUCCAUCACCUGGAGAAAGGUGGGGAAGCCAAGCAAGAGUAAGCACAACAUCCUACCCAGUGGCAGCUUACAGUUUCUGUCCCUCAGCAAGGAGGACCAUGGAGAAUGGGAGUGUGUAGCCACCAAUGUGGUCACGAGCAUCACUGCCAGCACGCGUAUCCUAGUCAUCGGCACCAGCCCACACGCUCCUGGCAAUAUCCAUGUAUUGCCCUCAACGACCUCUGCUAAUGUGUCCUGGGAACCAGGUUACGAUGGCGGCUUCGAACAGACGUUCUCUGUGUGGUACGGUCCAGUGUCAAAGAGAACAGACUUCGGUCCUCAUGACUGGCAUUCGAUGCCAGUUUCUGGUGCUCAGACUUGGUUGGUGGUGCCAGGGCUGGAGCCUGGGACAGAGUACCAGUUCAGUGUGUUGGCACAAAACAAACUGGGCACCGGCCCAUUCAGCGAAGUUGUGACAGUCACCACUGCAGGCUCUCCUCUGGGUACCCCAGAACCACUGGUGCUUCUUACUCCACCACGGUGCCUCACAGCCAAUCGCACGCAGCACGGUGUUCUUCUCACAUGGCUCCCUCCAGCCAACCACUCCUCGCCCAUCGACCGGUAUAUCAUGGAGUUCCGCCUCGGGGAGAGGUGGGAGGUUCUGGAUGACCUGAUCCCAUCCACUGAGACCGAGCUCAUAGCUCGAGACCUUGUUCAGGAGUCCUGGUAUGAGUUUCGAGUGAUGGCUGUCAUGGAUGACCUGAUCAGUGAGAGCAGCAAUGUAGUGGGAGUGUCGAGCACAGAUCCCUUCCCCCCGGAGUUGCCUGAUGAGGGGCUGGCGCGGCCUGUGGUGGCGGGUGUCGUGGCAACUAUCUGUUUCCUGGCAGCGGCAGUACUGUUCAGCACUCUAGCAGCUUGCUUUGUCAAUAAGCAACACCGUCGCAAACUCAAGCGUAAACCAGAUCCUCCCUUGUCGGUGACACACUUCAGGAAAAGCAUUGAGUCACCGCCUCCUCUCACCCCCUUGCCAGGGGUAGAGCCCUGCUGGGACGAGCCUGCCAGGAGCAGUUUCUUGCCCCCGCCCGCCAGCCCCCUGUUAUCAUCGGGGAAGAUAAGUCCAGAGAGCUCCCCUCCAUCUCGACCUCGCUCUCUUUCUUCGGAGGGCUCCCACGGUCCAGGCCUGUACGUCAGGAAGCUGCCCAGCCCUCAAAGAGAACGAGACAAAGAGCUCUCCUUCUACAAGAAAACCAAGCGUGCCAUAGCCAGCAAGAAAUACAGUGUGUCCAAGUAUGAGGCAGAGGUCACCACGCCUAUUGAGCUGAUAAGCCGCGGCCCUGAUGGCCGCUUCGUCAUGGAGAGCCCACCACCCCGCCGCAUCCAGGGCUUCCCCUUCGCAGAGGAGUCUGACAUGUACCCUGAGUUCCGGCAGUCCGAUGAGGAGAAUGAUUUUGACCCCGGGCCUCUGCCGCCCAUCAUGCCCACGCUGCGGCCCCAGCUCUCCCCAACGUCCUCCAGCCUGGAGUCAACGCAGCCCCCCACCUACAGCCCCCGCCUACACAGGCCCAUGGAAGGUAUGAGCUUUGCAGAGGGCAGUGCACUUCACGCCUCAGGGCAGGCCCCGGCCUCCCGCUACCGGGGCUUUCCCCAGGGCCCAUUCUAUGGGUAUCUAGGCAGCCGCGGUGAAUCAGGGAUUCCACCACCAUUCUACAUGCCUGACAUCAGCCCGCGUAGCUCCGCUCUGUCCUCCCCGCCAGGCACCGCUGAGGGGCCCUUUGGUUACCCCUCCAUCCCCGAGGAGAGUGGAGAGAUGGAGCACCAUCAGUACACUGCCUCUGGCCAUUCUCUGUCUCACACACACAGCCCUCCUCGCUCACCUGAAAGCUGGCAGCCUCAUGAGUUACCCUUCCUGGGUCUAGAGGGUCCACGGUUCAUAUUCCCACCUCACCAUCCCUUACAUCAUCCCCAGGACCUCCCUGAUCCACCCCCAUACCCUCCUCACUCUCUUCCCCCCAGUCGCCUGCACCUCCCUUCACUAAAGGAUCCAACAAGCCCUGGACUCCUGCAGCUGGAGGUCCCUGUGGCUCCCCAAGGCAGAGACAGGCCCAUGGGGCCUCCGGUUAGGCGUUUAGCUAUGCAACAGGCCCAGAGUCUCGGCCAGCUCAGACACACGGCCCACGGUGUGGGUGUACCAGUGUUGCCUUACCCUGACCCGGCAGCCCGUUCAGGGAGCCCAAGCACAGCCCCCAGUAGUAGCCCUCAGUCCUGGCUCAGCCCGAGGGCGGGGCGCCGGGCAGACCCCAGCCUACCCCCGCUAGUACUCCAGCCCUCCCGCCUCUCUCCACUCUCCCAAAGCCCCCUUAGCACCCAGCCAGGUUCCCCAGAUAUUCUAGUGCGGCCCCCUCCGCGGCCCAGCAUCCUCCGCACCUCUCGGUCUCUGGAGAUGCCUGAGAUCACCCUGCAGCCCUCAGCCACUGUCAGUUUCUCCCGGAGGUCCUCCCUGACCGCCUCUCCCACUCAGGGCGCCAGGCACCCCAGCCCCAGUUACCACGCCCACAUGUCCUAUGCCUCCACUGCAGCCAGUUACCCCUCCCAGUCCCCCUCUCCCCCUCUGGAGUGCAGGGAUGUGUUCGGGCAGAGGCCAUCCCAGAGAAGGACAGAGGAGGAGAUGCUACCCUCAGAGCCCUCUCAGCUCCAGAUAUCAGCCUCAGGGGAACCUCUAGGUGCGUCUAGUGAUCCUGCCGGGUCUGAGAGCUUACCAGCACUGCUACACCACUGUAUUACUAAAGCCAAGGGAGUGGCUGCCAACAACAAUAACAACACAACCUCCGGAAGGAGAACAGGUGCGUGUCCCUCUCAGACCCAGCAGCAAUCUCAGACACCCCAUGAGGGAGAAGAUCUCAACCUCCACAGAAAGAGGAAAAAGCAAAACAAGAAGAACCCCUAUCUCUAUUUGACCUCCUUCCUGCAUCGCAGGCAGUCUGAGGAGGACCAGACAGGCAUUCUGGCCAGUGCAGACUCUGAGGGCCCAAAUUAUGGGACUCUACGCUAACCCACCAAGCCAUUGGACUCGACUAAACUGACCUCCCCUGAAAAAAAACAAAAAAAAACCCCAAAAAACUCAACCUCAGCCCUCCCUGAUCCCUAUAUCAAGCUAAUACAUUUCUUAUAAUCUCAUAAAAGUUCAUCAGUGUUUGGGGAGCGGGGGACAAAACAUCCAGCUGAAUCCCCCGGGGUCGGAGAUCUUAUUUGAAGACAAGAACAAUGGCUUUUUCUGAGUUGUCACCACUACUUGUCUCUGAGGAAUUUCACUUGAAAAUGCUCUGAAAAUAUAUAAUGUAUAUAAAUAGUAAAAACAAGGGAAUUAAGCUUCCUCCUACAGUAAUAACAAUGUGUUGGUUGAGUAUGUCACAACACGUUAAAGAUUUUUCACUCACUGGUCAUUGAGGGGUCCAUAUCCUUAGGUUUUUCAGUGGUACAGUGUACUGUGAAACCUGGUGCGUCCUCGGACAUGGACAUGAGUCUACCUUUCCUACAAUACAAAUAGUGUCAGUAUUAAAACACAGGGUUCUUACCACAAAAUAUACCUCAGAGUAAACGCAGAGUUGCUGUAAUUCUUGUGGUAUACUGUACGUACCUUUUUACAUAUGAAACGUAUGGAUAAAAAGGUUUAUAUCACACACACACACACCACACUCAUUCAAAUGGAUAAUAUGGCCUAACUUUAUCUAAUUUAGACGCUUUUUAUUAUCAGUUAUUGCUGGCAUAAAAAUUGUGUUUAUUUUGAUUUACGAUCCAAUGCCAACCAUUAGAAGACUGUCUUAAUUGAAGUGCUCGAUGGCUCAGUGUGUUUACACUCGUCGCUACGGCACCGUAUUAAGAAAAGAUCAUAGCCUUCACGAGAACUCUCUGAAUAAUUUGGGACUUACACGCUCAACAGAGGUUGGACUUGUAGGGUUUAGAGGAACAGGGUGACGAAUUGUGAAGUGUACUGUAGUAUGUAUUUCAUUAUUAAGGAAUCAUUUGUGAAAUGUGGCACGUCUCGAGGUGCCUUUUUUUGCCUUUUUCUCUUGUUUUUUCUAACAUAAACUGCCUUUUCCUUCGCCUUCUCAUAUUUGUCUCUUCUAGGGGAGUGAGGGACUCCAAGAAUAUGUGUGUUUUUACUUUCUCUGCCAAGGACACAUGAGAGAAAAUGCUACAUGAUGCAUAACUCUUGUUUUUUUGUUUGUUUGUUUGUUUUGUUUUCGACAUAUUUUAAAUGGGUACCUGUUUCAACUGUGUACAUCCGAGUAAAUAGGACAGAACCGGAAUACUCACAACACAAACUGAAGGUUAGAUUGUUUUUUUAAAAAAAAGGCAAAUAAAUCAAUGAAUAUAACACCAGUGGAAAAGUACAGAAGCACUGCACAUGAGUUUUCAUGCAGAGAGAACAAACCAGUCGAGUAAGGAUGUUAAUGUUUAACAGCAGCUGUUAGAGGAGAAUGUGAUUGGUUCAUAAAGAUGUUAACAAGCAAUGGGAAAUAUCCAAACAAUGGCCCACCCCGACAACAACUGUAUAUUACUUGCUAGCUACUUCUCUGUAUGUUUCAUUUUUCGACACUAACCGAUAAUGAAUGUAUGUUUUGCUGUACAGGAAAUGAAUGUCCCGAUGUCACAGAACAUUGAAUGACCCAUUGCGUUAGUGCAGCUGCGAUUGAAGAGAUGAGCAGCUGGCACUCUGAGUCCAAAUUGUUUUGCUUCUCUGUGUUAUUCCUGUAUGCGUUAAUAACUAAUAGGCCCCGACACAGGUUCAGAGCUAAGCUCCGUUCCUUCUGACAGCUACAAUAACAACCGGUUUCCUUCUAUUGCCACCGCUAGUGAAAGACACAUCAGAUAUAUUUCCAUCUGCUACCGACCACAGAUCAAAGAUUUUCCGACAAAUAUCCACAUGAAUGAAUCGACUCAAUGUCUGCUUACUGAAAUCUCGAAACUCUUUUGACAAGUGAGAAAGUGAUGAUUGCCUGAAAGUGAGCGUCAAAGUGCAUAUUCUACUUUAACAAAUUGGUUUGAUGUAAGAUACGAGGACAAAAAAAAAAAAAUCUAUAUUUGUUAUGUACUGUACAUGGUAUGUAUUGUAUUUGUAAAGAUAAAUCAAACCAUGUUUUACAGGAAGACGUUCUUGUACGAGGAUGUAUGAAAAUACGGGAAGGUGAUCCCAAGGAAAAAGAAAUUAGAUUAUAUAUAAAAGUAUUUGCUUACAGUACGGCUUUAAGUGGAUAAUGUUUCUAAAACAUUUUAAGGUGCCUCAUUUGUCAUACUUUAGCAGACAUUAUUUUAUCUGAGAAGAAAAGAAACCUUAAUGUUAGUACCGUACAAUGUAUUAUUGCCAUAGCCCGCUGGCUGCACAAGUUAAGUAGUAUUUUCUCUGAU